AUGACGGAUAAUCAAGAGCAGCUGAGGAGGUUGGAGGAGCAAUGGAAUUUAGUCAUGGCAGAAGAUGAGCGUAAACAUGCAUUGAUCUCAGACUUAUUCGGGCACAUCAGCGAUUUGACGGCGCAGCUCGCCGAGGCGCAUAUGGAUCUUCGAGACCGAAAGGACAUGCUUGAGCUCAAACGCACCAAGCUUGAUCAAGCAGAGAAGCAGAUUGAAGAUUUGCGACGCAAAACAGUGAGCGGAAACCGAUUAUCACCUGGAUAUGAGAGAGAGCUAAUCACGGCGACGCAGGAUGAGCAUGUUUUUAGUAUGGUUAUAAUUGAUGGCGACAAUAUGCCGUUUCAAGAUGAAUUUGUGAGAGAGGGCCUACUGGGAGGCAAGAGGGUAGCUAGCCUCCUGAGGAAAGCGAUAGCCGAGGAUAUCAAGACAAGAUUUCCAUCCCUUCCUGCCAACGCGCAGGUGGUGAUUCGUGUAUAUGCGAAUUUGAAAGGGCUGUCCAAGAAAUAUAGAGAACUUCUGCCUGACUCGGCAUCGUUUGAAGAUUUUGUUCGAGGGUAUAACACAGUUCACCCCACAUGCGACUUUAUCGACGCUGGGUGUGGCAAAGAAUGCGCAGAUGAGAAGAUCAAAGCGGCUCUCAAGUUUGGUCUCAGCGACAGCCAUUGCAGGCAGGUGUUUUUUGGGGGGCCAGGAGACAACGGAUACGCCCGUGUGUUCGAUUCUUUCCUCGAAGAUCAGACCAUUCGGGGGCAGAUAACGCUCAUGGCAGGCCCUCCUUUUGCCUACGAGCUGGCAGCAAUCAAAGACAAGUUCCAGAAUGUGGCAUUCGACAACAUCUUUAGGGGCCAGAAGCUUCCCAAUGAGACAAACCGCAGAACGUCGUUCCACAUCACACCACCAGGAACGCCCAUGCCUUCAAACGCUCCGUUGAGUUUUGCGGCCGCUGCCAAGGCGCCCAGUAGUCCAGCUCAUAGUGCUCCGGCUCAGCUGUACUGUUCAGAGCCGAAACCGUCGCCCAAUGGAGUCAUAUUGCGGAACAGGCUUGGACAGAGGGUGGACUCGCGUCUUUCGUACUCUCAGUCUGAUUUCUCCAGCUUGAAAGACCGUAAGCUCUGCAACAACUUCCAUCUCUUGGGCAAGUGUUACUAUCUCGACAAAUAUGGGAAAUGCCAUCACAUUCACGGGGAAAAGUUGACUGCCCAGCAGUUGGAAGCCUUGCGAGGCAUUGCCCGCCAGUCUCCGUGUUUGAAUGGACUGAGCUGCAGCCAGACCGAUUGUGUGGCCGGACAUCGAUGUCCAAGGGAGCCUUGCCAUUUGGAAAAUUGCUGGUUCCCCAAGGAGAUGCACGGCGUUGACUCUCAGGUCAUUGACUGA
Trichoderma virens Gv29-8 is the source of this 1374-nucleotide messenger RNA. RefSeq lists its product as uncharacterized. NCBI's taxonomy places the organism in Eukaryota, Fungi, Ascomycota, Sordariomycetes, Hypocreales, Hypocreaceae. Bases 1 to 1374 code for a protein of 457 amino acids. The record is from RefSeq and is a predicted model, not a curated record. The transcript is spliced from 4 exons.